This is a messenger RNA of Drosophila serrata, 576 nucleotides long. RefSeq names its product keratinocyte proline-rich protein-like. The record is from RefSeq and is a predicted model, not a curated record. NCBI's taxonomy places the organism in Eukaryota, Metazoa, Arthropoda, Insecta, Diptera, Drosophilidae.
AUGCAGCGAUUCACCCUCACAGCGUUCAUGAAGAUGAGCGAUGCUUUGAUGACAAGGUCCAGAAGGGAGCAAGAAGCCGGCCAGAAGAGCUUCUCCGGGCAUCACUCCUGUUGGCAGACCUCUAGACAGGAUUGCUUUCUCCAGGAUCCCUGCAUGAACGAUCCAUGCCCCGAAACCUGCAAGGAUGGCCCUAAGAAGGAUCUCCCUAAGAAAGGGCCACCUAAGAUAGAGCCACCUAAAAAAGAGCCACCGAAGAAGGAUCCCAUCGAAAAGAAGAGCCCGUGUCCUCCGGAAAAGAAAAAACCAAGCCCACCUCCUGAAAAGAAGAAACCGGAUCCUUGCAAAAAGCCAAAACCAUGUCCGGAUCCUUGCAAAAAGCCAAAACCCUGUCCGGAUCCUUGCAAAAAGCCAAAACCCUGUCCGGAUCCUUGCAAAAAGCCAAAACCCUGUCCGGAUCCUUGCAAAAAGCCAAAACCCUGUCCGGAUCCUUGCAAAAAGCCAAAACCCUGUCCGGCUCCUUGUAAAAAGCCAAAACCAUGCCCUGAUCCUUGCAAGAAAAAAUGGUUCUUUUUUUAA